AUGAAGACUACAUUUUUCGCUUUGGUCGGAGCCGUUUUUGCCACCGUGGCUCUGGCCGGCAAGACGACAUCCAUCUGCAUGAGUGUUUACAACAAGCAACUCACGGAUAGUACAAUUUGCACCAAAGCGGGCGCCGAAUAUUUGGGCAAUGGAAUCUGUUGCAUCGACUCUUCUAAAGCUAUACAAAAGGCAACCUACGAAAGUAAUUGCGACGAACAGUCGGGUACCGUCAAAGAUACCGGCAAUGCAUGUUCAUGA
This is a messenger RNA of Pyricularia grisea, 258 nucleotides long. RefSeq lists its product as uncharacterized. Lineage: Eukaryota; Fungi; Ascomycota; Sordariomycetes; Magnaporthales; Pyriculariaceae. Bases 1 to 258 code for a protein of 85 amino acids. The record is from RefSeq and is a predicted model, not a curated record. The transcript is spliced from 2 exons.